This is a messenger RNA of Aureobasidium musti, 1317 nucleotides long. Lineage: Eukaryota; Fungi; Ascomycota; Dothideomycetes; Dothideales; Saccotheciaceae. The record is from the annotation of a GenBank genome assembly.
AUGUCGGAAGCUACACUCUCAGAACGAGGGAGAGCGAUGGCGCAAACCAGUCUCAAAGCUCGUCUGCAGCCGAUCCUCUCCAACCUCUACCACGCAAAGGACAAUCCCAACGGCAUCGUCGACAUGGGCACAGCCGAGAACCACAUCAUGACAAAAGAAGUUUCAGCCUUCGCCAACACCAAACUACAAACAACUACCAGUACAUUUACCUACGGUGAAGGGCCCUGGGGAAGCAAGCGUCUGCGCACCGCAAUGGCCAACCACAUGAACAACUACUUCCAUCCUUUCUCUCGCAUCCAACCCGAUGACUUGGUCUUCGCAAAUGGAAUUACUUCUCUGUUUGACUCAUUCGGCCACGCAAUAGCCUCACCCAACAACGGCAUCUUAAUCUCACGACCCUGCUACCAAGCAUUUCCCGCAGAUUUCGGCGCAAAAGCAGGUCUUCAAUGUGUUUUUGUGUCUUUUGGCAACACUAAUCAGUUCUCUGUCGCUUCAAUCCAACAUUACGAGACCGCAUUACUUGCAGCCAGAGAAAAUGGAAUUUUCAUCCGUGCUUUACUGCUUUGUAACCCUCAUAAUCCUUUGGGUCGUUGCUAUCCUCUGGAAACUAUCAAAGCACUCAUGCAACUCUGCAACAGAUACUCUAUACACCUUCUUGCCGAUGAAGUCUACGCUCUCUCUGUCUUCAAGCCUUCUUCAACACCAUUUACGUCUGUCCUUUCCUUUGAUACCACACCCUACAUAUCCCCAGAAUAUUUACACGUUGUUUACGGCAUGAGUAAAGAUUUUGCCGCUGGAGGUUUAAGGUUGGGUUGUUUGUAUAGCCGCAACAAGGCGUUAAUGGAUGCUGUAUCAGCAGUGUCGCAGUUUAAUUGGAGUGGUCCGUUAGCGCAACUUUUCGCUACACAAAUGCUGGAAGACGAAGAGUGGAAAGCUGGGUUUUUUGACACGAGCAAGAGAGUAUUGAAAGAGAGGUAUGAGAAGUGCACAAGCAUUCUUGAUGGUUACGGCAUAGAGUACUCUCCAGGAUCUAAUGCUGGGUUUUUCGUCUGGAGUAAACACAAACCAGCUAAUACGUUUGCANNGGUCAACUUCCACCCUUUCCUCGACCUAACCGCCUACAAAGACGAAUGGGCAGCAGAAGAAGCACUCGCAACCAAAAUGCUAGAAACCGGGGUUUACAUCACAAAAGGCUCGUUGCUGCAAUCAGAGCAAGCGGGAUGGUUUCGAAUCAUUUUCGCACAGGAUGAUGAUGUGAUGGAAGAAGGGUUUAAGAGGUUGUUUGANUCGAUUGGGGCAAAUAGGGUACAGGUCUAG